GUCAUCGCAGAGAUGCAGGCGUCGCAUCUCACGUUGGCGGUGCAUACGAAGAUGCUGACAUAUUCUCUCGUCGAGGUCGAGAGCAGCAUCUCCACCCUCGUGAUGCACCAGUCGGGGCCCUCCACCGCCGAGCCCCCGCUCGAGACGGAUGUCGACAGCGAGACGGAGCCCCCGCGCAAGUCCUUGCGCCUGCCUCACGAUCCCGAGGCGGCGGUGGCACAUGUGGCGGGCGACGACAGCGACGGCGCCAUGAAGGGCGUCACGGCUCGCG
Messenger RNA from Prorocentrum cordatum, 271 nucleotides. The record is from the annotation of a GenBank genome assembly. NCBI's taxonomy places the organism in Eukaryota, Dinophyceae, Prorocentrales, Prorocentraceae.